Messenger RNA from Dracunculus medinensis (Guinea worm), 1161 nucleotides. The record is from the annotation of a GenBank genome assembly. NCBI's taxonomy places the organism in Eukaryota, Metazoa, Nematoda, Chromadorea, Rhabditida, Dracunculidae.
AUGCUCUUUUGGAAUGACAAUAUCGAAACCAUUUCUGCCGAAAUUAUUUUGAUACACCCGGUGGUUUUUUUUUGUAUAUUCAUGCAAAUAUAUUUUAGAGGUCCGUUAAGUACUCUUCAUCGAGCUGUUCAUCGUGCGAGUUCAAAAAUUUUUACCGUCAAAAGUAUCGACCUUCAAAAAUAUGAUGCUGAAUCAGGUUUAACGAGAGAAGAUGUUGAUCAGGAAAUCGAAAUUUGUGCUCGCCUUAAGCAUCCCUUUUUAUGUGAAUUAAAGGAUGUAAUCGCUGGUCAGAAAGCUGUUCAUAUGGUUUUUGAAUUUCUUGACGGCGAUGAUAUUUGUUUCGAGAUAGUCAAAAGAGCAAGUGCUGGAUUCGUCUAUAGUGAAGCAGUUGUCAGCCAUUAUAUGAAACAAUUGAUGCAAGCUUUACAAUAUAUGCAUAACCAAGGAAUCGUACAUAGAGAUGUUCGUCCACACAAUGUUGUGCUUGCAAGUAAAGACAACUCGGCACCAUUAAAAUUAACUGGUUUUGGUGUGGCAAUAAAAUUACCUGCCCCUGAAAUUGUUAUGCGAAAUGCAUUUGUAAAUGAAAAAUUAAUAAAUUUGUUAAAUAUUAUUGAUAUAUGUUUUUUCGGUCGUGUCGGUAUUCCACAGUUUAUGGCACCAGAAGUGGUCAACGAUGUCGAAUAUGGUACAAAAGCUGAUAUGUGGAGUGCUGGCGUUUUGUUAUUUAUUUUAUUAUCUGGUCGUUUGCCCUUUGUUGGUUCACGACAAAGCAUAUAUGAAAAUAUUACAGAAGGACGAUAUUCACAUCACGGUGGAACGUGGAAUUAUAUAAGUAAUGCAGCUAAAGAUUUGCUCAUUCGCUUGCUCACUGUUGAACCAAGAAAACGGUUAUCAGCUGAAGAGGUUUUAAAUCAUGAAUGGAUAAACGAUCGUGAUCGAACAGCUCCAAAAAAGCAUCUUCAAAAUACUAGUAAUAUACUGAACGCAGUGAAUAGCAACAGAUGGUUAAAUCUUCCAUCUCACGAGUCAAUGCUAUCGAUACUGAGUGGUGACUCUCUUCCUGGCGGCGAUACAUGCGAUGCUGAUGGUUGCACACGAAGAGGGCCCGAUCAGAUGGUCUCUGAAGAUAUCAGCGGUGUUGAGAAGGUUAACAUUUAA